UUUGCCACAGUGGAGCACUACAAAGCCGCCAUGUUGCUGAGCGGUGUAGGCGAUGCUCUCGGCUACAGGAACCAGCUGUGGGAGUACAACCAGUCUGGACCAGAUAUUCACCAGGAGCUGAAGGAGCUCGGAGGCCUGAGGAACAUCAAGGCGGAGCUUCCUGAUUGGCCGGUGAGCGACGACACGGUUCUUCAUCUGGCGACGGCUGAGGGACUGGCCACUGAGAAGACAGGGGAGACGCUCCUGCACGAGGUGGCUGCCCGAUACGUGGAGGGGAUGAAGGACAUGGACGGGAGGAAACCGGGGCCUUCCAGCAUCCUGGGAGUGUCGCUGUUGAAGCCUGGGGAGGAGGAGGGCUUCAGAGUUCCCUAUAACCCCGAGGGGACGGGGUGUGGAGCAGCCAUGAGGUCCAUGUGCAUUGGUCUGAGGUAUCCAAGGCCUGACCAGCUGUUGUCGCUGGUGGCGGUUGCCGUGGAGACAGGGAGAAUGACCCACCCUCACCCCACCGGAUUCCUCGGAGCUGUGGCGUCGGCCCUUUUCACCGCGUACGCCGUCCAGCGCAGGCCGAUCACCACGUGGGGACUGGGCCUGAUCAACGAGGCCUGUCCCAUAGCGAUGACCUUUGUUCGGGGUCGAGGUUUCGCCGUGGACGAGACGGAGAGAGACUGGAGCUUCUUCUGUGACAAGUGGCAGUGGUACCUGGAUGUGAGGGGCAUCUCCACCGGCGUGGGCCCUGCGAUCUGGCCCUCGCCCUACGGCCCGGCUGAGAGAGACGAGGCCUACAGGAGCUUCAGCCUGUCGGGCUGGGCCGGGCGCAGCGGCCACGACGCCCCGAUGAUCGCCCUCGAUGCCCUGCUGGGCGCGGGAUCGGAUUGGGAGGAGCUGAUGAGCAGAGCGGGUUUCCAUGGAGGCGACAGUGACAGCACCGCGGUGAUCGCCUGCUGCUGCUGGGGUCUCCUCUACGGCACCAAGGGGGUCCCGGAGGGGAACUACUCCAAUCUGGAGUACAGGGACCGGCUGGAGCGCAGCGCCGAGCAGCUCUACGCUCUGUCACACUGA
This is a messenger RNA of Limanda limanda (common dab), 1059 nucleotides long. RefSeq names its product ADP-ribosylarginine hydrolase (gene adprh). Bases 31 to 1059 code for a protein of 342 amino acids. NCBI's taxonomy places the organism in Eukaryota, Metazoa, Chordata, Actinopteri, Pleuronectiformes, Pleuronectidae. The transcript has 7 exons. The record is from RefSeq and is a predicted model, not a curated record.